AUGGCUCUGGACAACUACUAUCGCAAUAAAAUCGAGGGCAUGAAGCUUGAGAUUAUUCAAGGCCAGGCCGUUCUACGACGAUUAGAAGCGCAGCGCAAUGACUACAACUCGAGAGUCCGUCUACUGCGCGAAGAGCUUGGUUUGUUGCAACAACCCGGCUCCUACGUCGGUGAGGUGGUGAAGGUGAUGAGCACCAAGAAGGUUCUGGUGAAGGUACACCCGGAAGGAAAAUACGUGGUGGAUAUCUCUGAUGGUGUGGACAUUAGCAAACUCGUUGUGGGAAAGCGAGUCGCUCUUCUGUCUGACUCCUACAAGUUGGAGAAGAUGUUGCCGUCCUCGGUCGAUCCUCUAGUUGCACUCAUGAUGGUCGAGAAGGUCCCCGACAGCACUUACGACAUGAUUGGUGGCCUAGACCAGCAAAUCAAGGAAAUCAAGGAAGUGAUCGAGCUUGGUCUCAAGCACCCCGAGCUGUUCGAAUCUCUAGGUAUCGCACAGCCAAAGGGUGUCUUGCUUUAUGGUCCACCCGGAACCGGCAAGACUCUGCUUGCUCGAGCAGCCGCUCACCAUACCGACUGUCGAUUCAUCCGAGUGAGUGGUUCAGAGCUGGUGCAGAAAUACAUCGGUGAGGGUAGUCGGAUGGUGCGUGAGCUUUUCGUCAUGGCGCGAGAGCACGCACCAAGUAUCAUCUUCAUGGAUGAGAUUGACAGCAUUGGAUCAAGCCGGAUAGAUUCAUCAGGUGGUGGUGACUCGGAGGUGCAACGAACCAUGCUGGAGUUGUUGAACCAGUUGGAUGGCUUUGAGCCAACGAAGAACAUUAAGAUUAUCAUGGCGACAAACCGACUGGAUAUUCUGGAUCCGGCCCUACUUCGGCCUGGGCGAAUUGAUCGAAAGAUCGAAUUCCCCCUCCAUCGUCAGGUCGAAGCUCGUGCCGACAUCUUGCGGAUCCACUCUCGAUCAAUGAACCUGACCCGUGGGAUCAACUUGACUAAGAUUGCCGAGAAGAUGAACGGGUGUUCUGGGGCUGAACUCAAGGGAGUCUGCACAGAGGCAGGCAUGUAUGCACUCCGCGAGCGUCGGGUUCAUGUCACACAAGAAGACUUUGAUCUGGCCACCGCCAAGAUUCUCAACAAGCAUGAUGACAAGGAGGUGGCCGUGUCGAAGUUGUGGAAGUAG
Messenger RNA from Penicillium concentricum, 1173 nucleotides. Its product is annotated as proteasome regulatory particle base subunit RPT6. Gene Ontology annotation, biological process: proteasome-mediated ubiquitin-dependent protein catabolic process. The record is from RefSeq and is a predicted model, not a curated record. Gene Ontology annotation, cellular component: proteasome regulatory particle, base subcomplex. NCBI's taxonomy places the organism in Eukaryota, Fungi, Ascomycota, Eurotiomycetes, Eurotiales, Aspergillaceae. The transcript is spliced from 3 exons. Bases 1 to 1173 code for a protein of 390 amino acids. Gene Ontology annotation, molecular function: ATP binding; ATP hydrolysis activity; proteasome-activating activity.